ACUUCCAAGACAGACACGGAAGUGCUGGGAGGCGCCGGGAGCCCGUUCGGUUGCGGGUGUCUCUGGCCCUGCGGUCAGCCCUGGGAACGUCCCGGAGAGCUAGAUUCCUAGAGGCCCGAUUCCGCUAGCCCGGAACAGACAAAGCCAGCGCUCCCGCCCGCUCCCCGACUUAGGAUCCGAUGCCGGCAGCGUCCUGGGGCCCCCGUAGCGGGGCUGGACCAUGAGCCUGCUGGACGGCCUCGCUUCCUCGCCGCGGGCUCCGCUGCAGUCCAGCAAGGCCAGGAUGAAAAAGCUCCCGAAGAAGAGCCAGAAUGAGAAGUACCGGCUGAAGUACCUGCGGCUGCGCAAAGCGGCCAAGGCCACGGUGUUUGUGAGUCUGACCCACGUUCAGCCGGUCCCCUCCUGGAGACUCCCUCACAAAAUCUUUCCCCAAGCUGUUCCCCCUUCCCAGUGUGACAGUAUUAAUACAGUGUUGGCUUUUCCGUAUACGUUACUACUUGUUAGCCUUGUGUCCUUGGACAAAUUACGUAAUUUCUCUGUGUCCUCAUCUGUAAAUGAGCUAGUAACUGUCUUGCAGAAUAAUGAAUAUUAAAUGAGUAAAGAAAAGUGCUUGGUGCGUAAAAGACAUACCAAUAAAUUUUAGUCAUCGUUGUUACUGCAGGACUCUAGGAAAUGUGUUUGAUUCUCGAGAUACAGCCCUGAGAAUUAGGCAUUAUUUGUAAAAUGAGAACACUGAAGCCCAGAGAGAUGAUUUGCCCAAGGGUACUGUGUCAGAGCCCUGACUCCAACUUAGAUAAACCUGAUUCCGUUUUAUGACUUCCAGUACACAGACUAUUUUCUGAGCACCUCAAAUCCCCAUAACUGACCCUUUGCCCAAAGAGGUACAUGAAACUGUCAGUAAUUUCCCCCCUCUAACCUUUGAGUGUUCCAAGUGUUUCUUCCUUUCUUUUAUUGUAGAAGCACUGGAUUUAUUGAGUGAAUAAACUUAAUAUAGCUUGCCAGCCAUAACUUUAUAUUAGAAUAGUUUGGCUUGCCUCAGUGCUUGGAAAUAGGGGUGGAGUCCUCAAAUGUCCCCCCACAUCCAAGUCAACAGUUCAUCUCUUCUCUCUACCAAAAGCUUGAACGUCUCUCAGCAUUUUUGGAAGCAUAAGGAAAGGUUCAGAAAUUAGAAUACACAUUCCAAAAGCACUUAUUCAGCACUUGCUAUGUGUAUUGCUUGCUAUUUGCACUGGAGAGAAACAAGAAAAGUAAAACUAAGAGAACUUAGCAUCUGAUUGACUGUUCCCUUUCUUUUAUCCCCUAUACGUCAAAGGUACCUAAAGCUUGGAAUUUAUGUUAUUUCAAGGAUAUUGGUUCCAUCAAAUACAUAAUGAAGAUUUUGUGAAGAAAAAGCGAUGUUGUUUUGAACAUUGAGAGUUUGAAGUUCCACCUAUGGGGGCAUUCAGAUUCAGCAUUCCCUUCAGGAUUGGUGCUUGGGAGAUAGAUUGAGUCAUCAUUUACAAAAAAAAAAAAAAAAAAAAGAAAAAAGAUAAUACUUGAAUUCGUAUAAGUAGAUUGUGAAGUUUAAGAAUUUUACACACUAAAUUUGAUUUUGUUCUGUCCAGUUUUUCUCUAUUUGGGUUAGACUGGCUUUGUAAGUUUUUCAAGAGUUGAGGCACUUGGGAAUAGACAGUUUUCAUAUUUAUAGUAUUUAAUUUAAGCAUAUAAGGAUUUAAGCAGUAUGCCUUUUUCUUUGCCAAAGGCUAUACUAAUUAGGGUGACCAUUAAUCUUGGCUUGCCCAGGACAGUCCUGGUUCACCGUAUUGUUCUGGCAUAAGCAUUAAUAGUACCCCCUUUUCACUCAAAGAUGUCCCGGAUUGGAUAAUAAAUUACAUAGCUAUACCCUGUCCAUAGUAGAACCUGACUACCUUUAUCUAUGGAUUUAUUUAUAGUUUGUCACACGGUCGAAUAGCUCCUUCUUCUCAGUAAUACAAGCUUUUUUGGUUUGAAAUAUGGAUCCUCUUCCCAGCAUAAUAAUGUGAUUUUUUUAUUCAUUUUAUGUUAUUAUAUUCACAUUUUUACUUAAAGGAAAAUGCUGCUAUUUGUGAUGAAAUUGCUCGUCUUGAGGAAAAAUUUCUUAAAGCAAAAGAAGAAAGAAGGUGAGCUGGCUUCAUUUUGUGUUCAGCAUCACCUUUUUGGUGAUUGAUUUGGUGAUUGAUAAUGGUGUUACUGCUCUGGAGACUUUUUUUCCCAGUGGGAUUGAUGCGUAUCGCACAGCCCCUUGGCCACUUGAUCAAGCACAGAGAAACUUACAGCCUGAGGCAUUGGUGCCUGCACACCCAAGUUAUGUUGGGCCAUGGCGAUGAGACAGCUCCUCUACUCAUCUUUCUGAAAAAGCCAUCUUGCCACAUCUAAUAAAUAAUCUUACUAAGAUUAUUUAAUCUUAUGGCCCAAUUAUAAAAGCCAAGUGAUAAAAGCAACUGCCUCUCGUUCUACAAAUAUUUAUUCUGUACGUACUAUUCUGUGCAAAGCACAAUGGGUAUAUAUACAUGUGUAAAUAAUGUGCCUUUCAGAAGCCUAACACCGUCCAACAUCAAGGUAGAGGAACCGUCCAGAUGCAAGAGAUAAGCUACAGUUCUUAUCCUUGGCCUCUUGAAGUAUUGAUUAUCCUCCAGGGCUUUAUGAUUCAUAGGGCCUAAUAAGAACCUUUCUUUUAUGAGUAUAGUAAUCUUUGUAUAUAAUUCUGGCUUUUCCCAGUACUUGAGUAAAAUACUGAAUUGAGACAAUACGGAAGUUCAUUUCUCUGCUCCUUUCCUUCCUGAUCUCAGGUACUUGCUAAAGAAGCUCCUCCAGCUUCAGGCUCUAACUGAAGGGGAAGUACAGGCUGCAGCUCCUUCCCACAGUUCCAGUUUGCCCCUGACUUAUGGUGUGGCCAGCUCUGUGGGAACUAUACAGGGAGCUGGGCCUAUUUCAGGGCCCAGCACUGGGGCUGAGGAACCAUUUGGGAAGAAAACUAAGAAGGAGAAAAAAGAAAAAGGCAAAGAGAACAACAAACUGGAAGAUCAUCACCGACCGACCUGGCUUUCAUGAUGAGAGUGCCAUCUACCCCGUGGGCUAUUGCAGUACUCGAAUAUAUGCCAGCAUGAAGUGCCCAGACCAGAAGUGUCUAUAUACCUGUCAGAUCAAGGAUGGUGGUGUGCAGCCUCAGUUUGAAAUUGUUCCUGAAGAUGACCCCCAGAAUGCCAUUGUCAGCUCUUCUGCAGAUGCUUGUCAUGCAGAACUGCUCAGGACUAUAAGCACUACUAUGGGGAAACUAAUGCCUAACCUGCUUCCAGCUGGAGCUGACUUUUUUGGAUUUUCUCAUCCAGCCAUCCACAACCUGAUCCAGAGCUGUCCAGGAGCUCGAAAAUGCAUCAAUUACCAGUGGGUGAAAUUUGAUGUGUGCAAACCUGGAGAUGGGCAGCUACCUGAGGGGCUGCCGGAGAAUGAUGCAGCUAUGAGCUUUGAAGCCUUUCAGAGACAGAUCUUUGAUGAAGAUCAGAAUGAUCCCCUUCUGCCAGGAUCCUUGGACCUCCCAGAGCUUCAGCCUGCAGCCUUUGUGUCUUCUUACCAGCCCAUGUACCUGACACAUGAACCCUUGGUAGAUACUCACCUGCAGCACUUGAAGUCUCCAUCACAGGGUAGCCCAAUUCAGUCUUCAGAUUGAACAAGAAGGGAUCAGAUGCCACAUCGUUUUUGUCGUGAUUAAUUUAACUUAAACUAAAAUUUUGGGUAUAUGAAAGAAGGCAGCAAUUCAGAAGUAAAGAAGAUACUAACGUAUUUCAUCAUGGAAGGUCCUGUGGUGAUGGUUUUCCCUGGGAAAACCUUCAGCUGCUUUAUUUUUAGUAAUAAAUUUCUCUUGUCAAUUCUGUUUACUUUCAUCUUGUAAUCGGGAUGUAAUCUUUUUUGCUUAGCUCUGCCUGAGGUAAAGUAAACUUCAGCCUCUUAUAAACAAGAGUGAUAGAGAGCUGCAGGCUGCUACAACAAAUACCAUAGACAGGUUGGUUUAUAAAUAACAUGAAUUUAUUUCUCACAGUUCUGGAUGCUGGGAAGUCCAAGUUCAAGGAGCGCAGAUUCAAUGUCUGGUGAGGGCCCACUUCCUAGUUCUUAGACAGCUGUCUUCCUGCAGUGUCCUCACGUGGUAGAAGAGGAAGGCAGCUCUCCGGGGUCCCUUUUAUAAGAUCACUAAGCCGGUUCAUGAGAGGUCUGCUCUCAUGACCUAAUCACCUCCCAAAGGCCCCACCUCCCAAUACCAUCACAUUAGGGGUUAGGAUUUAACAUGAAUUUUGGGGACAUAUAAACAUUAAGUCUGUAGUAGCAGCAGCUGACUAACGAGGGAGAUAGGGAGAUUCUGACAAACUUCUACUCUUGAUUGUGAUCCUAAUUCAAGGAAUAUCAAGUCCCAGCCCCUGCAACCCAGGCUGCUGCUUAAUUUUCAUGUCAGUAUCAUCAAAAUCCAAUGUUCUGCUUAAACUCAAGAUGGAAAGUCCAGUCCAAGGUACACUGUUCAUCUUUUUCUUCACAUUUUGCACAUCCUUCAAGGGGAUCUUUAACCUCUUUAACCUUUGUAUUGCACCUCAGAUAAUGUGCUUUUUAGCUCAGUACACUGAAACCAUAUGAUAACACAAAUUCACAUAUAAUUGGGGGUUAGUCCCAUACUCUAUAACAGACUUAGUCCUGUCUUUUCAUUAGCCAUGUAAUAAUAUAACUCCAUGUUCCAUGCAACUGGAUUUUUGGACCCUGUUAAUAGCAUUAAGGUAGAGGUUUACUCUAUCACCUAACACCUCAACACUACCUGUGGGAUGCCUUAGUUACCCAGCAGCAGGUUACCAAGGGCUGUCUGGAAAGGGAGGGACAAAAGGACCCAGAAGUAGAAGAAUGGGGAUGGAGUGGUGAGAAUUGAAUGGUUAAUGCACUGCCAUUCAUAAUUGCCAAUUGAGGACAACACAAAUGGGAUUGGUACUUUAUAGUAAUAAAUCUGACCAGCAGAGGGAGGGAUCAGGCAGCAGUGUUUAGAGCACACCACACUGGCCACUGUAAACUGAGAAGCUAAGUUAACUGGUAUUUUAUGAUUUUGAGUAUAGUCUUUUUAUAAGUUGUAUACACUUUACAAUGUAAAAGAAACAAACUUUGUAUAAUAGCAAAUCGGGAAGGGGACUGCUUAAAAUGUUAAUGCAGUGUUUUUCUUUUUUUCUCUGCAUAAAUGGCUUGAGCAUACUGGCAUUUACACAGAAAUGAUAUAUGCUGCUUUUAUCAUAUAACAAAUAUUUUCCCACUAUUACAGCCUGAGUAAUACCCGUAUUAAAAGAGCCUCAUUUUAGAAAGACAUUUAAAAUUUUUGGAACAUACCACAUGUAGAAAGGUUGAACUGGUUUUUCAGCUAUAAUGCAUAUACAACUAUAGUGUGUACGUAUACCACAUAUACAUAUACUUGUAUGAAGAUAUGUGUAAAAUGUUUUUACUAUGGAUCAUGGAUUUAAGAAACUUGAAAAGCUGGGCACGGUGGCUCACGCCUGUAAUCCCAGCACUUUGGGAGGCUGAGGCGGGUGGAUCAAGAGGUCAGGAGAUCGAGACCAUCCUGGCUAAGUCGGUCUCUAAUAAAAAUACAAAAAAUUAGCCAGGCGUGGUGGCACGCGCCUGUAGUCCCAGCUACUCGGGAGGCUGAGGCAGGAAGAAUCGCUUGAACCCGGGAGGCAGAGGUUGCAGUGAGCCGAGACCGCGCCACUGCACUCCAGCCUGGGCAACAGAGCAAAACUCCAACUCAAAAACAAAAACAAAAACACCUUGAAAAACACUGCCUUAGUAUACUUAAACUAUCUUUUCAUCUAUCAGAUUGUUAAGGAUUUUUUUUAAAUUUGACAACAUCCAGUGUCAAUGAGGGUGAGGGCAAAAAAAGGACUACCUUGGUGAGAAUGUAAGUUGUUUAAUCCUUUGGGAGGGUUAAGCUGUAGAUAUCUAAAUUUUAAAUAUAUAUUUAUCCUCUUCCAUGUUAAGAACCCUAAGAAAUAACUGGACGAGUGUGGUAUGAUGUUUGCAUGUGAUAUUCAUUACAGUAUUAUUUUAAUAGUAGAAAAUUGUUAAAAAUCUAUAUGUCCAUUAAUAGGAAAUUGGUUAAAUAAAAUGAGGCUUCCACAAACUGAAACACUCUAAAUCUAUAUUCUAUUAUUUACAUAAGAAAAUUAUUUUGGUAAAGUAAGUAAGUCAAAAACACAGAUUACAAAAUAAUAUGUACUGUAUAAAAUUAUAUAACUCAAGUCAAGUGAAUGGUUCAGCAAAAUAGUGUUUCUCUGAAUGAUGAAUUUGGGGGUGAUUUUUACUUGCUUAUACUUUAGUGUCCAAAUUUUCUACAGUGACUAUAAAUUUCAUUUUAAAACUAAAAAGUUCUUACAUUUGGGGAAAUGCAGUGAAUUCCCACAUCAUGUUUUAAAUUACUCAGCCACUAAAAAUGAAUGUGCAUGGCGUCAUUAACAUAAUCAUUGCCUGAACCGUAUUUUUCACACUAUGUACUCUAGGUUCCUGGAGGUGAAAGGAAUCUGGACUUAGAGUUCUUGGCUACCUCUGGCUGCCCCCGAAUUAGAACAGCCCAUGGGGGUAUGUGUAUUGGGAGUGGAGGAGUGGACGGGUAGAUUGACUUUUUCUCAGGCAUCAAUCUGUUACAAGGUUCAUGGUUUCUAUGGGGCCAGAUGCAUGAGAGGUCAAAGCAUGGGCAAUAGGGGUUAACUGAACGAGUUGAAUGCUAGGAAGUCCUCAGGGGAGCCAACGUUCCUUGUAAAGUGUGUAGAUUUUUUGUUUUUUAACUAAAUAAAAUCUUGGCACUGACAAAGUUAUUCCUGCUGUUUGGAGCUACACCAGAACCCCUUGGAACUCUACAGAGGGGUAGAACUAAAGCAAAAACCAUCAUUCACCCUACAGAGUAUUAUAAAUUUCAUUUUCACACAGUAAAAAGUUCCUAAAUUGGGGGAAACAUAGUGAAUUCCACAUAAUGUUUUAAAUUAUUCAGCCACUAAAAAUAAAUUUACAUAUGAUUUCAUUAAUAUAUUCACUAUCUAAACCAUAUUUUUUACACUACGUAAAAUACAUUGUAUAUGUACAGUGAGUGAUGCUUUUUGCUUUAGUUCUCAUUUUUCACAUUAAGGGGAGGAAAGCUACCCAUAGAUAGUAUUCUUACUCCUUUUCACAUGCUUCAAGGACAGUUUGCAAGUGGAUAUAAAUACAUACACAUCACUAGUGAUUAUGCUUUUAUUUAUUUCCAACUUCUUAUAGGUAACAUAAUUUUCAGACAAUGUUAGCUGUUUUUAAUCCAUCAGUAAACUGCAUUAAGAUUCUUAAUAAACAAACACUGAAGGCCUCUUUCA
Molecule: messenger RNA, 7373 nt
Organism: Homo sapiens (human)
Lineage: Eukaryota; Metazoa; Chordata; Mammalia; Primates; Hominidae
Gene: FYRD1
Product: FYRN and FYRC domains INO80 complex interactor 1
Exons: 6
Coding region: 2903-3685 (260 amino acids)
Cellular component (GO): nucleus
Source: RefSeq, a predicted model, not a curated record